Plenodomus lingam JN3 is the source of this 2157-nucleotide messenger RNA. RefSeq lists its product as uncharacterized. Gene Ontology annotation, cellular component: nucleus. Gene Ontology annotation, molecular function: DNA-binding transcription factor activity, RNA polymerase II-specific; zinc ion binding; transcription cis-regulatory region binding. Gene Ontology annotation, biological process: positive regulation of transcription by RNA polymerase II. The record is from RefSeq and is a predicted model, not a curated record. Lineage: Eukaryota; Fungi; Ascomycota; Dothideomycetes; Pleosporales; Leptosphaeriaceae.
AUGGCCACCACCAUAACCCCUCCUCAACAAGACUCGCCAGGCAAUCGGAUAGUUCCCGUCAAGAAAAAGGACAGCGAUGCGACCCCCGAUGGGAAGCCGAAGCGGACGCGCACUGGCUGUCUGACCUGCAGAGAGCGUCAUCUAAAGUGCGACGAGACGAAACCCACCUGCAACAACUGCUCAAAGUCGCAACGCGAGUGUAAUUGGGGCAAAAAGCUCAAUUUUCUCGACACGACCUGCGAAAGGAAUGCCUACUUGAUCCCCAAGGGGCUCGACUAUCAGAUUGCCUUUCAAGACGAGUCGAGGCUCAUCGCCGGGGAAUAUGUCGGUGGGAGGGAGAUGUACCCAGAAGAAGACCACGAGUCGCACAUGGCAAUGAGCGGUCAUGGCUUUGCUAUGGGACCGCCGGGCGUCUUGGGUCCUUCUGUGUCGUCGCGCCAGCAUGUCCCCUCUUUGCAGGGUAUGAGCCAUGAGCCAUACCCUCAGGCGGAACAAGACUACAAUUUUGAUCACCAGCGAGCGUCAUCGCAGCAGCACGCGCGUGCACCCCCUCAUUACUCCAAUACGGCCCCGUCCUCGUAUACGGUAGAGCAGUCAGGCAGUCCGACACCGCUCCCGACACGCGAUUACCUCAAAAGCCAGGAGGAGGUGCUAUACAUGCAAGUCUUUGUCGAGGAAAUCGGUAUAUGGAUGGACAGCAUGGAUGCGCACAAGCACUUCUCCCGGCUACUGCCUUUUCACGCCUUGAACGAGCCUAUGCUUCUCCAUGCAUUCUUGGCUUGUGGCGCUCGACAUCUCGCGCUAGUCAACCCAAAGUAUAGUGAAGAGAAGGCGCUUCAUUACUACGAUGUGGCAACACGGGAUUUGCUGCACUCUCUGCAAGACCCUGAUCGAGAUACCAUACUUUGUGCGACCACGGCAGUCAUUCUUAAUGUUUACGAGAUCAUGGGUGAACGUGCACUGCAAAGGAUGAAUCAUAUCGCGGGCGCCCGCGCAUUGAUCAAGGAAUGUCGGUGGAACGCUAGAGCGACAGGCAUUGGUGCGGCAUGCUUUUGGCUGAAUGUUGGCAUGGAGAUUUUAAGUUGUCUGCACUUCAACUGGCAGGUCGCGUGGGAUCCCGAUGACUGGGGCAUCGAAAUGGACUUCACUCCAGAGACCGAGUCCGGCAAAGAAGAGGUAUGGACGCAUCGGAUCUUGUACGUUGUGGCUAGGAUAUGCAACUUCCGCGCCUCGAUACCCCGAAACCCGGAUCAUGCUAGGCAGACGUUGCAAGAUCGGCACAAUGAAUGGCUUCGCUUGAAGGAGAUGACGGACAGGUGGAAUGAAAACAUACCUCGAACGAUGCAUCCCAUGGCAUACCUCUACCCUGGACAGACCAUCUCAGGAUCCGCAUUUCCAGAAGUCUGGCUGAUCAAAAGAGCGUCCAUCAUAGCCCGGCUUUUCUACCACACAUCACUCGUCUUGCUCGCGCAAAUCAACCCAAUCCAAGGACCGAACGAGCCGGAGAUGUGGAACAUGCUCGAGCAGAACUCCAAGUUCAUCUGUGGCAUCAGCGCCCACGUCAAGGAUCGAGGAGUCGCAAGUGUGGCUCUACGGUCACUGGCCAUUGCUGGAGAGUGUCUCACAGAUAGGCGAGAGCAGGAGGAAGUUUUACAAAUCUUCGACAAGAUUCGGCAGGAGACUGGUUGGCGGGUCGGCUUUGUCAACACCGAACUGAAGCAGAAAUGGGGCUGGGACACACCGCAAGGCCAAGAGCAGCAACAGCAGCAACAGCAAGCUCAACAACAAAGACAACAACAACAACAACAGCAACAGCAACAGCAACAGCAACAGCAACAGCAAUCACAAGACCAACAACAACAACAACUAAACGGCCGCCUCCAAGACCCCCUCCUCUUCCAACAACAACAACAACAACCCCUCGUCGUCCCCCCACAAAUCCCCCAAGUCACAAUGCCCCCCGCACCCCCCGUCCCCAUACGACGACCCACGGGCUUCGGAAACCCCCUCCUCGUCGCCGACUUCAGCAUGCCACAACACCCCUAUCAGACACACUAUGUGCCCGCCAACGCCGUCCAGCAACAUCACGCAUCUACUACUCUACUCCAGCCGCCGAUGAACGGUGUGAAUGGCUAUGGGACACAUGGGUUUUAUUAA